This is a messenger RNA of Talaromyces atroroseus, 1599 nucleotides long. RefSeq lists its product as hypothetical. Lineage: Eukaryota; Fungi; Ascomycota; Eurotiomycetes; Eurotiales; Trichocomaceae. The record is from RefSeq and is a predicted model, not a curated record. Gene Ontology annotation, cellular component: i-AAA complex. Gene Ontology annotation, molecular function: misfolded protein binding. The transcript has a single exon. Bases 1 to 1599 code for a protein of 532 amino acids. Gene Ontology annotation, biological process: protein quality control for misfolded or incompletely synthesized proteins.
AUGGUAGGCGACGUCAUGGGCGAAUGGUGGAGCACGGGCCACUCCGCGAUUACCCUGCGCGAACUGAAAGAAAAUCCCCUCAACUCCUUUGAUAUCCCCAAACACCUGCGCCAGUUCCAAAAGUUUUCAUCAUCAGGCGUCAACAUGUUCCACCGAGCGUCAAGGCGGUUUGUCGCCUUGACCUUUCGGCCAGUGGAAUUGCGUCGAUCCUUCUUAACAGAAUCGUGCUCACAACAACCACAACUACCGACGUCGACGAGGAGCACACGUAUACGACCAACGAAAGUUCCGAUCAAUUAUGCAGCUUCUUCGAUGCAAAUUCGAACCGCUAUGUUCUCCCAACGUCUGCGACGGACCUACCGAGCUGCAGGCAAAGAUAUCUGGCGAAAGAAUCCGGUCUUUUUCCCCUUCGCCGUCGUCUCCAUCAUCGCCGCCAGCGCAUUUUGCACAUAUUUACUUCAUGCCGUCUACGUUCAAACAACAGAAGUCAAUGAAAAAGUUACCAGAUUUCCUGACUCAGUCGCGAAAGAAUUACGUAAAGCGCUGUACUUCACCGAGGUCAAUCUCGAACCCCAAAAGGCUCUGGUUCACUACAAGGCCGCUUUGAGAAUCGCAGAUGAAAUAGGGAUGCAUCCGUAUUCCGAUGAGGUGAUGGGAAUCAAACUUCAAAUUGUGGAUAUGCUGGUUAAAGCCGGGUUCCACAAAAGAGCAGCGCAAAUGCUGUCCCGUAUAUCGACCGACGCCAUUGCAUGGAUUAACAAGACGAGGCAUAGGCUUUCUUUGAAGUUGGAAGGCCCACAGAAGACCAUGCCGGAUCCUAAUUUGCAGGAGAUAUUAUCACCUAGUGAGGAGGAUGUCGAAUAUGAAUCCCGACAGGCUACUAGGACACUCAAAAAGGUCAUUGGCUUACAGUUGCUUCUCGGCGAUCUGCAUGAAGACGAGCAUUUGAAAGAACCGGGCAAUGCUUUUAUGGCACGCAGGAAUGCUCUGGACCUGUUAAGGCAAGAAAUACUCAAUCGCCAGGACCGCGGUCUCCCUCCAGUGGCAACUCCUGAGGAGGAGGACGACUGGUUGAGCGCUGAGGAGGCCGGGAACACUAUGUCUGAUCUUGGAGAGAAUUGGCUACGUGCCGGGAGACCUGACAAGGCGUUGGAGCUACUUAUGCCGGCAAUAGCGAUCUUGCGGGAAGUCGAAGGGAAACAAAUAACCUGCCGACAGGUCGUCCUUCUCACGAAUGUUGCAGCGGCAAUGUUUGAUCACAAACCAAAUGAACAAAGUGGCACUGAUAACGAGAAGCCGGUAGUUACCGUUGAAAAACAAAUGGAGGCAUCCCGAGACUGGGCCCUCAAGGCAAUUGAGGUCUCUAAGAAGGUCCAAGACGACCUGCGCGAUGAUGAUUGCGACCUCGGAUGCGCGGCUGCAGCAGAUGUUCUUUCGGCCAUUGCAGAGUGGCAAGGCGCAGAUGAAGAAGCUAGGAAAUGGCUGCGUGAAGAAAAGCGAUAUUGUGAAUCGGCGAGUUAUGCGGAGGGUAUCGACAAGGUAGUCAAGUUGAUGGCAGAGAAAGAUCGAGCUCAACCUGCUCGAAAAAGCAGCAAAUGA